Pseudozyma flocculosa PF-1 is the source of this 4290-nucleotide messenger RNA. RefSeq lists its product as uncharacterized. Gene Ontology annotation, molecular function: protein binding. The coding region runs from base 1 to 4290 and encodes 1429 amino acids. The record is from RefSeq and is a predicted model, not a curated record. NCBI's taxonomy places the organism in Eukaryota, Fungi, Basidiomycota, Ustilaginomycetes, Ustilaginales, Ustilaginaceae. The transcript is spliced from 3 exons.
AUGCCGACCGCCGACAUGGAGCGUUCGGUGCAGCUGCCGCACACGCCGCUCAAUCACUUCCUGAAGUCGGCCAAGGCGCGGCUGGCGCAGCACGACGACCUCGACGAUGCCGUCUACCUCGUCACCUCGCCCAACCCCACCCUCGACCAGGUCGUCGCCGCCAUCGCCUACGCCUAUCUACAGUCGCAGGCGCAGCAGCAGCCAAGAUCCUCGAAGCAGUCGCCCUCGUCGUCUUCUUCGACCUCGUCGCCAUCGCCGUCGACCGCAGGGAAAAAGGUCUACAUCCCCGUCAUCCAGGCAAAGCGCGGCGAGACGCUCGAUGCUUCGCUGCCCGACCUCUCGCUCGCGCUCCAGGCAUCCCUCAUCGCCCCAGAGAAUCUGACUUUCCUCGAUGACCAGCCGUGGAGGACCGCCACCGCCUACGGGCGCAACAAGGACGCCAUCCUCGUCGGCGGCACUGCCAAGCUCGCAGCAACACCAGAGUCCAUCAAUGAGUGGGAAGAGGUCCACGGAAUGAGAGUCGUCGGCCUCAUCGACUCCGACCUGCCGCCCACCGAGCUCGCCGAACUCCAAGUCACCAUUGUCACGCCAAACUCUGAGGUCAAGGGCACCGACCCAGAGACCGGCCUCGCCUCGCUCGUGGCCCUCCACUUCAAGACGCAGCUCUCGCACCAGCUCCAGGCGUCCGUCCCUGCCCCCGCCGCUGCCGCCGACAACGACGACGACAAGCAAGACGACGCAUCGGCAGCGUCGGCCGCACUGCUUCCCAAGGAGCUCGCCGAUCUCGUCCUGGCAGCCGUCCUCGUCGAGACCGACAACCUGGCCGAGUCCAAGACGUCGUACCUCGACGAGGGCGCCAUCGGCUUCCUGAUGUCCCGAUCGUCAUUCCACGGUCCACAGGCGCAGGCCACCGCCGACGACGAGGAGCAGGCCUCGGACGCUAAAGGCCAAGGAGACAACGACGACGACGACGACGACGUCUACGUGCCCACGUUCCCGGACCUCGACUCCUUCUAUCGCGCCCUCAAGUCGGCGGCACGGGCAGGGGCGGCGGGAGCGGCGACGCUGGGUGGCCUCAAGGCCGACGGCGGCGCGGGGCCGGCUCGCCUGCCCACGCACUUUGAGUGGAACCUGAUCCACGGCAGCACCCUGCCCCUUGUCGAGGGUGCGGACCCGCUUCCCGACUUUGCGCGAAAGGCCAUCGUCGGCGACUUUGCCGACAUCCUCACCUCGCCCGCCGCACUCAAGCUGCUGCAGCCGUACGGUGUCGAAGUCGGCAAGGCUGCGGUGGCCGCAUCGGCCUCCAACGACGCAAGUGGCAGCGACACCCUGGACCUCAGACGUAUUUCGGUCGCUGAUGCCGUCGCGGCCCAGCUGGCGGGCUCCGCAUCGCAGGGCGAGCUGCUCUGCAUCGCCGUGGCCGCGCUCCACGCCUUUGUGCAGAUCAACUGGACCGGCCCGGACCUGCCCUCGGACCUGACCCCUUACGCGCUGCUCCGCACGAGCGCCAGCGACUCGUUCCCGCCGCGCAAGGUCGAAGAGGAGGAGAUGGAGAAGGACGCGCGCAGGAUCGGCCGCAUCGUCCACCGCGCCUCGCUCGAUGCGCUCGUCUUCAAGGGUGAGCCGGCGUACCACCUUUGCCAGUCGCCCUUCUUCCUCGUCUUUGCCAAGGCCGUACUCGAAGCCCUGUGGCAGAACCGGGGCACCGGCGUCGCGGCGCUCGAGACGCUGCCGUGGUGGAGGCUGCGGGCCUCGACAGUGCACUCGCAUGUCCUCGACGAGCCCGCCAGCUUCGGCAAGUCAGUCUUUGACCCCAUCAGCCGGCUCGUCGAGAUGCUCGAGGCCAAUAGGCAGGCGUACGAUCUGGCUGCGCCUUCGGCCUCGGCCUCGGCCUCGAUGCCGAUCUCAACCACGACCCCGGCGCAGCAGCUCGACCCCACCAAGAACCCAUGGGCCUCCCUCAGCGCUCGCCUCGUCCUGGAACGUGGCGUCGCGCUCCAGCGCCUGGGCAACGACCGCGAAGCUUCGGAAAAGUUUGUCGAGGCGGCCAGGAUCAAUGGCCUGCGCUAUCGCCUCGGCGGCGCGCUCGGAAAGCGCACAAAGUACCAGAAGGAGGCCAAGACGCAGCUGGUGCUGCUGGCCAAGAGCGCGGUUGUCGACGGCGGCGAGGACGACGAGGACAAGCAGCAUCAGCAGCAGGAGGGACAGAACGCGCCGUCGCCGAGCGAGUAUGCGGCACCAGAGGCCGGCGAGGAGAAGCUAGACGACGGCUGGCAGGCCAAGGCGGACCCCAAGGACCAGGUGGCGGGCAUGCCGAGCACCUAUGCGCUCAACGACGAUGUGCUGCUCGAGCAGACGCAGUUCACCUCGACCUCGGUGGCGGCGUCGGCGUCCGACGACAAGCCCACGUCGGGCGACGCCGACGACCUCGACCAGCUCGACCCCAACAGCCAACCGCCGCUGGCGGUGCUGGACCAGUGCACGCUGCUGGCGCUCUGCCUCAACAUCCGCAAUACGCAGCCGAGCCAUGGCCUGACGUCGAACCAGAUGUCGUCGUUCAUCUCGCGCGUCAUCUCGCAUCCGCGCAACUGGAUGGUGCACACCAUGUCGCUGCUGCUGCGCGCGCGCCUCGAGGCGACGCGGACGCGCACCGUGGAGCGCUCGGUGCUGCAGCUGCAGGCGCUCAUCGACCAGAUGCCAACCAACGACUCGAGCCUCGAGGAGCGCCUCAAGUUCUUCCACGCGCUCGACCUACCGCCCAAGUGGGAGAUGCAGGCGGAGCUGGCACGCCGCUACGCCAGCCUCGGCGUGACGCGCAGCGCCCUCGAAAUCUUUGAGCGGAUCGAGCUGUGGGAGGAGGUGGUGCAGUGCCUCGGCCUGCUGGGGCGGCAGCAGGAGGGCGUCGAAAUCAUCCGCGAGCUGCUCGAGGGCCGCAAGGUCGAGGCCGACGUCGACGUGCACCGGCGCAAGCGCCUCGGCCUCGCCGUCAACGACUCGACGGCGCAGCAGGUCAUGUUUGGGCGGCUCGACCGCGCGCGCGAGUCGAAGCUGUGGUGCAGUCCUCGGCGACCUCGAACCCACGCGGCGCGCUGGCUGCGGUCGGCGCUCAAGAUCAACCCGCUCUACACGCGCUCGUGGUUCGUGCUGGGCUGCUCGUACAUGCGCCUUGAGCGGUGGAAGGAUGCCGCCACCUGCUUCCGCCGCUGCACGGCGCUCGACGAGGAGGACGGCGAGAGCUGGAACAACCUGGCCAGCUGCUACCUCCGCAUGAGCGAGGCCCAGGACGCCGUCGACGUCGAGAGCGUGGGCCAGGCUGACCGCGCGCCCGCGCUCCUCGACGCCGGCGACGACUAUGACGACGACGACGACCUGGACGAGGACAGCUGGAGCCUGCCGUCGGACGGCGAGGAGCUGAGCGACCACGCCGACUCGGGCGUCGACCUCAGCAGCACCGACGAGAGCGGCGGCGAGACCGAGACCGAGUCCGGGGCCGACACUGAGACCGAGGGCGACGGUGAGGCUCCCCAGCGGGCGGCGAUGCGCGCGCUCGGCGCCAACCGCAACCGACGACAGGUCCAGCAGCAGCAGCAGCAGCAGCCGCCGCGGGCGGGACGAGCGGGGGCAGCGGGGCCGUCGUACAACCUCAAGCUGCUGGCGCACCGCUCGCUGGGCAAGUCGCUCAAGUUUUCGCACGACAACUGGCGGGUGUGGUUCAACUACAUGGUGGUGAGCGUCGAUGUGGGCAUGCUGAGCGAUGCGACGUCGGCGCUGGCGCGCGUCGUCGAGCUGCGGACGCGGCAGACGGGCCUGGGCGAGGCCGACAAGGAGCAGAGCGUCGACCUGGCCGUGCUGCAGCGGCUCGUGCGCAAGCUGUUUGACGAGACGCUGCUGGCGCGCAUCUCGUCGUCGGCGGCCAUCUACCGCCAGUACGCGCGCCUGCUCGAGUGGACGGGCGAGAACGCCAAGGCCAUCGCGGCCCACCUCAACGCUUACCGCGCCGGGGCGGGCAACCCGGCCGACGAGGCCGUCUGCCACGACCCGGCGCGCUUCGAGGAGGCGUGCGUCGACGUCGAACGCACCGUCGAGGUGCUGCUUCGCCUCGGACCUCGGCCCGCGCAAGAGGGCGGGGGCGAGGGCGAGGGCCAAGGUGCGGCGGGUCCGAGGGCCAUGGACGACUGCAAGUACCAGGCGCGCAGCCUGGUGCGCACGUUUGUAGCCAGGACCAAGGCCGAGUUUGAGGAGCGCGAGGACUGGGUGAGGCUCAAGGAGAUGGUCGCCGAGCUGCGAUGA